Molecule: messenger RNA, 2078 nt
Organism: Daphnia pulicaria
Lineage: Eukaryota; Metazoa; Arthropoda; Branchiopoda; Diplostraca; Daphniidae
Exons: 8
Coding region: 206-1471 (421 amino acids)
Biological process (GO): regulation of Toll signaling pathway; innate immune response; central nervous system formation
Cellular component (GO): extracellular region
Molecular function (GO): growth factor activity; Toll binding
Source: RefSeq, a predicted model, not a curated record
GUCUCAGUCGGUUGGGAUUCAUUGCAAUCCGUUCCACGGACAACUCCACUCAUCUCUUUUUCUCUCUCUCACAUACUCACAUACUCAAUCACGUUUCAUCCCUCAUUUGCUGAAGCGUGUAAUUCAAGUGUCAUCCCUCAAUCUUCCGGUUCGUUUCCUUCAAAACACAGUUGACACCGUCGAAAGAAGAAAAAUUGCCAUCGUCAUGAAUCUAGUUGAGCAGAUAAUCUUCGUGACUCUGUCAGUCAUCUCGCUGUGCCAUUUCGGCGAUUCUUCCGUCUGGCCGAUCCGUGCGGAUGCCUGGUCUUCAUCAUCACAUCAAGUGGUUCGGAGAGGGGCGCUUCCGUAUUGGUUGAGGGCGCUGCGGGACGGCGGUCGACUGAACGCGGCGGAUGGCCGUUUGCGGAAGAAUCGCGACGCGGAAGACGUGUUCCCAGUCGUCGCCGAGCGCUACAUUCAACAAGCUCAGAACGGAAAAAUCAUCGCAUCCAACAGCAAAGGCAAUAACAACAACAACGUGGACGACGCCAUGAUUUUCGGCGAGGGCGGCAGUAGCAGCAGCAGCAGCAGCACGAACAAAGUACUAGUUAAUGGAGCCAAUUCCGGUGGAGCCAGCAUCGAUUUUGGAGUCGAGGAUCCGAUGAAAAAUCGGUCGCCGCAACUGCAUCACGGACGUCCUGCCUGCAACAAGAGCAGCUCGGCCACCACCGGCGGCGGCGGCGAUAGCGUCGAUGCGAGCCCCCAGUCGGAAGCGGCUGACGUUUCACCGUCGGUCGACUUCUUCAUCGAUCAACCCGAUUGGGCUCCGCUGGUGAACGAAUCUCAGUGCCAAUCUUACGGGCCGUCGCAGUUCUGCGAGAACGUGACCAAUUAUCCAGCGGAAGCCAUCAGCAAGAUUCUCAUGUCCGAAAACGGAAGCAUCCUGAAAAAUUUUUUCGCCGACAACACUGCUCAACCGUUUCCGUCAGCCAGCGAAUCGGACGAGUCCAUGGUGUUGGCCCAGCGCAAACCCGGAGGAGCUCCGGCCGUGACAGCGCACGCCAUCAACACCAGAACCAAACCGUUAGAGUCCGGAAACGUUCAACAUCUUUGCGAGUCAAUGACGGAAUUCAAGUUCCCGAAAUCGGCCAAGAAUAAUCAAAACGAAAUGCUGACCAUCGUCAACCAGGACAACAUCUCGCAGCCCAUCACCGUGGAAACUUGCCGGAAUGAAAACCAACCGUGCAAGUACGCCGACAACUUCCCGGCUGGAUACAAAUCAUUUUGCAUGCAGAAAUACGUCACACAUCAUUUGGCGGCCCUGAAAAAUGGCAAGAUCGUCCGCGAAGCCUUCACCUUCCCGUCUUGCUGCGUCUGCGUCCUCAAGCUUUGGGAUGCCCGCACUAACAGCGCAGCAGAAGCGAGGGGCAUUGCCAUGCCGUCAUCUCUUCGCCGAAUGGCAUCUGAAGUCGACGUGCAACAAUCGCCCUAGCCAGCUCGAAAUUGGAUUUUUUGACUUGUAGAUGGACGUCGGGGGAGCCAUCGAGUCAUUGAUUGCAAAUAACGACAAUGUCAACGCCACGUCAUCUUCCGACUCCCAGUGAGACUCUUCCGCAAAAGAAAAACACGCCCGAAUAUAUACUCUGAUGCCCCUGUCUCUGUUAUAUCUUUUCGCCAAGGUACUAUAUAGAUAACUAUUUCAGAUAUGUGUGCUCCCCCUCCCCCUGUUCCUUUCAUGUCGCAAAUAACGGGCUGACAGGCAAAGAAGAAAAAGAAGAUAGAGAGAGAUGGACUGUCGGUCCGGCGUGUAUAGUGAGGUACAACGGCGAGCUCACGAACAAACAGUAAUAACUAAGUCUCUCUCUCUCUCUCUCUGGGUUCCAAAUCACUCGCCGAUUUUCAGCGCGCUGUUCAAUAAUGCUCUCUCCCUCACACACAUGUGUGUGCGUGUGUGUGUACGUGCCGUUGAUUUUUGUUGUUUUCACAAUAACUUCCCUUAAAUUUAAUUUAUUUCAAGUUGAUGAUGAGGACCUCGACUCGACAAACCAGAAUCGUAUCCAUAUCAGCCAUAUAGGUUUGAUGACUAUAUUUAUCCCCCC